AGAAGGAGGAGGAGCAGAGAAAGCAGAAGCUUAUGUAAAGCGUGCUUUAAGCGUGCUAUGGAAGCAUGUCGUCCACUUCCAGCUCCGUGCUAACGUUGUCAUCGUUUAAUCUAUUAUUUUUCACCCAAGUGCUCACGGUACUCAGCUCGACGAUCAAGUACAACGAAUACGCGACGGACAAGGGCGGCAAUGUGAGCAUACCCUGCAUAGCCCAGGGCAAUAUUAUGUGGGUGAAGGAGCACGGCAACAACAGCACGAUAAUCCAGACUGGUCGUGUUUUGGUGCUGCGCAAUGUGAGCACUACGGAUGCGGGAAUUUACGUGUGCUUCGCCUCAGUGCCACGCCCAUCGACAACAACAAGUGCAGCAGCAGCAGCAACAACGACAAGCAAACCCGCAACAUCAGCAACUACCUCACCGCAAAAUCAGCAGGAGAAAGAAACGCAGCCAGUGGUGGAUAAAAAUGAGGAUGGUAUCGAUGAGGAACCCCAAGUGGAGGAGGAACUGGAGUACCAGGCCCAGCAGCGAACCAGGCUCAUCGUUCGCACCGUUCCGGGCCCAGUUUCGCAGCUCUACUUCAAGGCCUCCACCAUACUGGGCUUCCUCAUCUGGCGCUUCAACAAGACCCAAUCCGGGGGCUAUCCGGUGCGCAGCUUUACGGCCGAGUUCCGGAAUGUCUCCUACAAAACCCCGCCGGCGAAUGCCAGUUUCGAGCACGCCUGGAGCAGGAUGGAUCCAAUCAACAUAGCCUUCAAUGUGCGCCAAAUGGAAGUCUAUCGGCUGGCCCCCAACACCACCUAUGAGUUUCGGAUAUGGGCCAACAACGAGCUGGGCAGCGGCGAGGUGGUCACCACCAAUGUGACCACGCUGCCGGAGACCAAGGAGGAGGAUCUCAUACGCCUUAUAAAACCCGACCUAGACAAUUUCGAUCCACGCAUUUGGAUAGUGGCCGUCAGCAUAGUGCUCGGAACCCUUGUGAUAUUAGCGAUCGGACUCUGCAUUGUGCUCUCCAAGGAGUGCUAUCAGUCGGCGCAAAUGGAACUGCAAGAUGGUUGGGACAGCAUUGAGCUUAUACCGAACAUAAUACUUAAUCCCGGUUUCAGCGAGUCGGAUGCUCAAGGUCAGGGUCAGGCGGGUGAUCCGAAUGGCGGGGAGGAGGGGCAGGAUGACGACGACGAUGAAGAUGUGGCCAUGCCCUUUCCGCGCACCAUCAUCUUUGGCCAGCACCAUCGGACGCCUCCGCCGCCGCGCCUCCACCUGCCACCGCCGCACCACCAGCAGCAGCAGCACCACCACCACCUGCAGCACCACCAGUAUCACCACCACCGGCGGCAGGACGAGGACGACGACGACGACUACGAGGAGGAGCACGAGCCCACCAUGGAGCGGUUCAAGCGCAAAGUUUCCGUCUUCUUCACCGGACCCACCAUCAAGCGCAUUUGAGACGCAUCUGAGUACAAACACUGGUCACCAAGGUUGUUGCACGGUUAAGAUUCGGAUUCGGAUCGGGAUAGUUAGGAUCCAUAGAGCUUAUCGUUGGGAAGCC
Drosophila takahashii is the source of this 1545-nucleotide messenger RNA. Its product is annotated as YLP motif-containing protein 1. Gene Ontology annotation, cellular component: neuron projection; nucleus. Gene Ontology annotation, biological process: regulation of telomere maintenance. The record is from RefSeq and is a predicted model, not a curated record. NCBI's taxonomy places the organism in Eukaryota, Metazoa, Arthropoda, Insecta, Diptera, Drosophilidae. Gene Ontology annotation, molecular function: protein binding.